This is a messenger RNA of Rosa rugosa (rugosa rose), 1396 nucleotides long. Its product is annotated as protein WUSCHEL-like. Gene Ontology annotation, molecular function: DNA binding; DNA-binding transcription factor activity. Gene Ontology annotation, biological process: plant organ development. The coding region runs from base 178 to 984 and encodes 268 amino acids. The transcript has 2 exons. NCBI's taxonomy places the organism in Eukaryota, Viridiplantae, Streptophyta, Magnoliopsida, Rosales, Rosaceae. The record is from RefSeq and is a predicted model, not a curated record.
CUCUGCAGUCUUCCUCUCGAAACUCAAAUCCUUUCUUCAUCAAUUUCAAUCCUUCUCUUCUGAUCUUCUCUCCCAUUUGAAGAUUCGAUUUCAUCUUUCCUCUGAGAAUCUCAGAUCUCCAAUCACCAGUUCAACAACUCCAAUCCUUCUAACAAAAUCUCCCUCAAACACUAACCCAUGUAUUCCUCGAUAUUCACAUCCUCUCACCUCAUGACCCAAGAGCCACGAACUCUGCAACUAAUGGAGCUCCAAACCCCGCAACAAAUGGAACCACAACAACAGCAACCAACAGAGGAGGGAGGAAACACCCAAGCAGCUGGAAGUAGUGCCAACAUGGAUUUCUGGCGAAGCCGUACCAGAUGGAUUCCUACUCCAGAACAAAUAAGAAUCCUCAAGGAUCUUUACUACGUCAAGGGAUUUAAGUGCCCAUCUACAGAGCACAUUCACGAGAUCUGCCUCCAGCUGAACCAGUAUGGACAUGUUGAGGGUAAGAACAUUUACUUUUGGUUCCAGAACGUCAGGGCUCGAGAGAAGCAGAUGAAUAGGUGUAAUCAGGCUGCUCCAGUGCCCAUGGGAACUAGUUCUCUUGGUACUGGUGGAUCCAUCGAUCUCAAUUUUGGGUCCACUGGUUCUACUGGUGCUGGUGGAUCCAUCGACAUCAAUUUUGGGCCAGCUGGUGGAUCCAUCGACAUCAAUUUUGGGUCCACUAGUUCUACUGAUGAUGGUAGAUCCAUUGAUCUCAACUUUGGUUCCACCUAUUCUACUGGAGGACAAACAUCCCUACAACAACGAGGAGGAGAUCACCAGGAGGUUCAAACUCUUCCUCUGUUCCCCGUGCACGGCGAGGACGUCUUUGGUAACCUGAAGACUACUUCCGAGGAAGGUAGCGCAUUUGGUUACUAUUCUGGUGGCUCAGGCGGUUACCACAGUGGCUCAAACGUUUCUCUUGAGCUCAGCCUCAACCCAUCCGGAGCUGCUGACUAGGCUUAGUAUAGAAUAGUCCUCGUUUCCCUUUUUGUAAUAUAAAAUCAAUAAGAUUGUGUGCAUGUUUUCUUUUCUUUUUGUUUAACCAACAACAACACCAAGGAUCGAACCUUGGUCACUCAAUACUCUUUUCAAAACCAUCGAGAACUCUGCUGCACACAUCUUUCAUAAUGAUGCAAUAAAAACAAUCACUCAAAACCUAGCAAUCAAUUAAGUCACACAGAGGUCAAGCUAGUAUCCUCUGAGUCAAACCAAACACAAUAAUUUCGUCGCUAGAAUUAGGGAUUAAUAAAGCUAAACACUUCCUGAGUUAGUUAGGAAAAACCCACAUCUUUAGAGUUACACUUACAACUCUAAAAAAAAAUCUCGAUCAUUCCAUCUAUCAAUUGCUUCAACAAGCAAUAUGUACCAU